Cucumis sativus (cucumber) is the source of this 2101-nucleotide messenger RNA. Its product is annotated as TOM1-like protein 5. Bases 545 to 1795 code for a protein of 416 amino acids. NCBI's taxonomy places the organism in Eukaryota, Viridiplantae, Streptophyta, Magnoliopsida, Cucurbitales, Cucurbitaceae. Gene Ontology annotation, biological process: protein transport to vacuole involved in ubiquitin-dependent protein catabolic process via the multivesicular body sorting pathway. Gene Ontology annotation, molecular function: ubiquitin binding; phosphatidylinositol binding. The record is from RefSeq and is a predicted model, not a curated record. The transcript is spliced from 11 exons.
UUGGACAGCGUAGAUCCAUGGCGGUGCCGUUGCUUUCCUCUAUAAGCUUUUUUGCUGAAACGCAACAACGCCCAUUCUCUCACCAAAGGACAGAGCGACACACGCAUACACUUUUAGAUAGAGAGAGAGAGAUUCUCAUUUCUUUCUCUUCUGUCGUUCAACUCCAAAUCUUCAUCCCCAUUAUUUGCUUCUUUAUUAUCCUUUCAAUUCCUCCUCUUAAUCAUUCAUCAUUACGCCUACCCACAGAGUUUCCAGCCAUUUUUCAACCCUUUUUGCCCCAACCCCAUUUCUUCUUUUUUCCUCAAAUGCUCAUCCUCUUCCUCUUCUAGGGUUUUUCACUUCUCUUCUUUUGUCUAUUCUGAGUGGCUUAUGGUUCCCACAUCGGAAGGCUUUCUUGAUUUCUAUCUCUGCUUCUAUUGGUGCAGUAUGCCUAUAAAGUCCAAGAUAUUGUAGAGCAUUUUGGGGUUUUGUUUACCUUGACGAUUUGUUACUCCCUUGACAAUUCAAAUAUAUAGGAGGUUGCUGAUCUCGGGGUACUAUAAAGAUGGCUGCUGAACUAGUCAACUCUGCUACAAGUGAGAAACUGGCUGAAACUGAUUGGAUGAAGAAUAUCCAAAUCUGUGAAUUAGUUGCUCAUGAUCAAAGGCAAGCAAAAGAGGUCAUAAAAGCGAUUAAAAAACGACUAGGAAAUAAAAAUGCAAAUGCACAACUUUAUGCAGUUUUGUUACUUGAAAUGUUGAUGAACAAUAUUGGAGAAGCAAUACAUAAGCAGGUGAUUGAUUCAGGGGUUCUCCCUAUUCUUGUGAAGAUAGUGAAGAAAAAGUCUGAUUUACCAGUGCGAGAGAGAAUAUUUCUUCUUCUAGAUGCCACACAGACAGCUCUUGGCGGUGCUUCUGGAAAGUUCCCUCAGUAUUAUUCAGCAUAUUAUGAUUUGGUGAGUGCCGGAGUCCAGUUUCCUCAAAGGCCUCCUGCAGUUUCAUCAAAUAGUCCUACCCAGCAGCAAAUUAAUAAUACUUCACAAAAUGGAGUAAUAAGAUUAUCUGAGCAGGAGAAUGUUGCUAGAGUGGAACCUCAGAUAUUAUCAGAAUCUAGUAUAAUUGAAAAGGCUGGCAAUGCAUUAGAAGUUCUGAAAGAAGUUCUUGAUGCUGUUGAUCCUCGACAUCCUGAGGGGGCAAGAGAUGAGUUUACUCUUGAUCUUGUAGAACAGUGUUCGUUUCAGAAGCAGAAACUAAUGCAUCUUGUGCUGUCUUCUCGGGACGAGAAGAUUGUCUGCGGUGCCAUUGAAUUGAAUGAGAAGCUCCAAAAGGUCCUUGCAAGACAUGAUGCCCUCCUCUCUGGUCAGUUUAUGUCGACUCAAAAUCAGUUCAACGGCGAAGAAGUUGGUAUGUCCAGAUUGCCUGCUAAUCAUUAUAACCAUGACGAAGGAGAAGAUGAAGAAGAGGCCGAUCAACUUUUCCGAAGGUUGCGAAAAGGAAAGGCUUGUGUAAGGCCUGAAGACGAAGAGGAUUCUUCAGAGGAGCGGCCGUCGUUGGGUUUGCUAGGAUUGUCAAUUCCAGUUGAACGAGCAAACCGUCCAAUCAUUCGACCUAUUGACGAGAAGGUGUCAACGACAUUGGAAAUACAGCAUGGUCAGGGUGUUUCAAUACCACCACCACCAGUAAAGCAUGCAGAAAGGGAGAAGUUCUUCAAGGAUAAAAAAAUAGAUGUUGGAGUUGGACAUAUGAGAGGGCUUUCUUUACACAGUCGUAAUGCUAGCAGCUCUCGCAGUGGAAGCAUAGAUUUCAACGAGUCAUGAAGGAGUGGUGUGAAGAAGUGUUUGGGAGUGCAAUUUUAUUUAUUUUCACUUCAACUCAUUAUUUGUAAAGUUGAGUCAUUUUUCUUUCUUUCUUUUCAAUGAGUUUGAUAUCUUUAAAUUAAGGUGUAAGGGCCAGGGACUUACUGAAUAUAUCCUUUAUUCCAUUCGUGUAUAAUUUUGUAAUUUAAAGGUGGUUAACUAUUUCAAGUUUGCUGAAGGUGAAAAAAGCCAAAGAAGGGCAAUCGAAAGACCUUUAUUUUUUUCUUUUUUUUAUUAUAAUGCCCGCAAAGACAUUUUUUGGUUUGA